ACAGUUUGAAUUUUGAUGACGGAAAGAAAAAGGUUAUACACAGAAAAAGAGGGAAUAGGCUGAUUAAAAGAAUUAUUUAUUGAUAAAUAAAUCAAAUAACCUGUAGGCAAUUGGAUUUAUAUUGUUUUAGUGUAAAAAUAAAAUCGUAAUUUUCUUUUCGUGAAGUCUGAUACCUCAAAGAAGCAACGUGUCCUAGGUUAGGCCGUUAGUGAAACAUGUUAGUACAAUAUUUAGAAUAACAUGACUGAAAGAAAAAUGUGCAAGUUCUACAAUUUGAAUGUGCCUGAACGACGAUCUGGGGAGGGCGGCGCGACACAAAAUCACGGGACGAAUGAGGAGGAGGAGCGGAUCACAGACGAGGCGACGCCGCCGCCGGUCCCGCCGCAUGAGCACAAGUUGGAGUACAGCUACUGGAUGUGGUUCUCGCGGCGCCCGCCCGCCCGCGAGCUUUCCACAUCCACCACCGGCUACGGACAAGCUCUGCGGCUGGUGGGUCGCGUGGCGAGUGUGGAGCAGUGGUGGGGGCUGUACACGCACCUGGCACGGCCGGCGGAGCUGCCGCCACUCUCCGACUUGCACCUCUUCAAGCUUGGUAUCAAGCCCAUGUGGGAGGACCCCGCAAAUGUCAACGGAGGGAAGUGGGUGGUGAGACUACGCAAAUCGCAGACGGGGCGCGCGUGGGAGGAUCUCUGCAUGGCGAUGCUCGGCGAGCAGUUCAUGGUGGGCGCCGAGCUGUGCGGUGUCGUGCUCUCUGUGCGCUUCCAGGAGGACCACCUGGCGGUGUGGCACCGGACAGCGUCGGACACGGGGCUGGCGGCCCGCGUGCGCGACGCGCUGCGCCGCAUCCUGCAGCUGCCGCCCGCCGUGGCCAUCGAGUACAAGGCGCACGGCGACUGCCUGCGCGCCUCCGCCUCGCGCCACCACGACCACGAGCCCGAGCACGGCCCGCACGCCAGCAACCACGCCGACGCCGCGGCCGCGCCCGCGUCGCGCUCGUAGCGCCACGCCGCCCCGCGCUCAUAGCGCCACGCCAUCCCGCGUGACUCACUCACUUCUCAGCACAGACUUUCGCGAACUUGACUCGUGUGCCGCGCUUGCCGAAACCCUAAGCGACGCCGCGGAGGGGUUAACGUAUUUUAUAAACUUUUUGAAUUGGGAAUCGAUUUCGACUUUGGACUUGACACGUCAUUCGAUUCGCGAAGUCGUUUUUAACGAAUUUCAAAAGUGUUCUCUAGUAUCGAGUACGUUCACCCUCUCGCGGGUGACGAGUACCAUCUUUAUUUAGUCGGGCAAGCCCGCGCACAGUAUUAGAGUAUUAUUUAGUGAAAGCGACAGAUGACAAUCGUCAAGAAUAGUUCCUCGUACACUCUUGUGUCUUAUAAAGCAAUAUUAGUUUGGUUAUUUCUAAAGAGAUUGUUCAUACUUGCGAGUGGAAUGCAUUCUUAUGACGUAAUAAUUAUAGGUUGUGAAGGACCCUUAAAACUGUAUAGCACGAUUAGCAUCCAUUAUGAUUGUCAGUGACCUUACGAAAGUGUACCUAUCUCGUAUUUUUAUUAGACUGAAUGUAACAAUGUUUUUAAUUCGAUUUUACUUUGUAGUUCAAGUUCGCGAAUAAGCUUGCAUUGUAGGUGCCCGAUGAAUUAUAACCUGUAAAGAAGUAGCAUCACUAUGUCUACCGUUUUAUUGUGUACGAUCUUCCAACAGUUUUAACAUUGCCUUAUUGUAACUCAGUGUGUUGUUUUGUCAAUUUUAUUUUCACUAGUCAAGUCACGCCUUUUUAACUACCCUCUUUUAUUUAGCUGUGAAUCUGAGUGAGGUUGCGUAUCCCCCGAAGACAUGUCCUCACAAGAGCCUCCGAGUGAUGUACAUAUAGUGAAAUUCAGAGUAAAAUGAAUGUAUUUGUAAAGUUUGUGAGAUCGACAUGUUGCCAGUCCCCGCAGUUAUCGCCGUGUACAGUCAAACAGGAUUACUGAAAAUAAACAAUCAGACUUUGUAUACUUUCA
Pectinophora gossypiella (pink bollworm) is the source of this 2003-nucleotide messenger RNA. RefSeq names its product eukaryotic translation initiation factor 4E type 2 (gene eIF4EHP). Gene Ontology annotation, cellular component: eukaryotic translation initiation factor 4F complex; cytoplasm. Gene Ontology annotation, molecular function: RNA 7-methylguanosine cap binding; translation initiation factor activity. Gene Ontology annotation, biological process: translational initiation. The transcript has 4 exons. Bases 241 to 999 code for a protein of 252 amino acids. The record is from RefSeq and is a predicted model, not a curated record. NCBI's taxonomy places the organism in Eukaryota, Metazoa, Arthropoda, Insecta, Lepidoptera, Gelechiidae.